AUGGACGCCGCCACUUGGCAAGCGGGUUCCUACCCGUCCCCGUCUUAUCAGCCUGCAGCCGCUCAGGCAAUGACCUACGGCAACGGUCUUUCUCCGGUCUAUCCACAAUACGCAGCCGCCCCUACCACUAACGACUAUGCUUUUGCAAACCCAACGUCCGCAGUCGCUCCAUCAGGAGACGCCAUCCCUCUCAUCCCAGACGUGGUCGCAAAUCCUUGGAACACCUCGCUGCUUUGGUCCGGUGGCAUCAUGGAUAACAGAGAUCCGCGCUCUACCUUCUGGCCUCUGACCAGCUGGCACAACUCGAGCGUCCCUUCCAAUGUCGACACUUCGCCUAUCGAAUACUACUACCAGUCCACCACUGCUGGCGACUUUGUCAACUUUUACUUCAUUGGUCACGGUCUUUCUGUGCUAGAUUAUCGAGGGCCCAGACGAGGCAGGUACAACGUCUCCAUUGACGAUGCCACCUCGUUCAUCAUCGAUGCAUAUUCCGACACCGAUGAACUUGCCAAAGCUUCUGGCUCUCAGCUACCUCCCGUCAUCUGGACUUCCGAAACACUCUACGAGGGCACACAUUCGGUCGUCAUGACCAAUCUCAACAACCUCACUGAGAUGGAUUUCUGGGGCGUUGUCAUUAACCCGAACAACUACAGAGCGGGCAAGUCUUUCAUGCCCUCUGCCUCCAAUGUCAAGACCAUCAUCAUCGCCUCCUCCGUCACCGCAACCAUCAUGUUCCUCAUCUUCAUCCUCGUUGGAUCGCUUAUCUACUACUGCAAGCUCGUCCGACCAAGAAGGCGUCUUCAAGCGCAGAUGAAUGCCGACCGCAAGGAAGCUUUGCUCCCCAACUCUUCCUCGUCGCAGAAUACUUUCCGCGCUUCACGUCAAACAGCGAUGGGCUCGUCAUCGCGCUUGCGCCUCGACACAACCUUCCUCUCUAGUCAAGGCGAUCUCGGCAGAGUGCCAAGCAGGGUUACUGCCGCCACAAACGAAUCGCAGUACUGGGUUCGACCUCAGUCAGAGAUGGCACAGGUCAGCAUCACCAGACAACCCACCACCAGAACCCCAGCUCUAUUCCAGGAGAUCCGUCUCGGCUCGCCACAGCCUUCCACCUUGCCGAGUCCAACAGAGUCUAGUCCGACGGAUCAAGUUCUUGCUUCAUCCACCUUUUACUCCACCACAUACGCAGAGCCGGCCUCGCCACUGUCUCCGAAUAAUCCUGACUACGCUAUAGCACACACUCACACUCACACUCACAACAUGUCCUUCCGGCAAGGCGCGCCUGCUUCCCAGGAUCGCACUCCUCUUCGUCAACCUGUGUCCCAUCAGCAAUCCAACUCGUUGAAUAUGGUGUACCAACCGACCAAAACCGUUCCAUCGGUGCCGGCAGGAGAGAGGGCGACUCACUUACACCAUUCGCGAAUCAGCUCUUUGCCCAACGCAAACCCUUUUCAAGAUCCGAUCGCUCCUUCUUCCACCACUACACUUGUAAGAGCUGGAUCUCGUCGACCGCUGCCAACACCGCCUACUGCAACAACGCCUAUCAGUCCCAUGACAACUAUCUCCCCUUUCUCCACCCCCACCUCCACCGCUACCGCCACAACAGCAGCAGCAACAACAUCAUCGUCGCCCACCAAUUACACGCGCUCAAAUAACAGUAGAGCACCAAGCAACCAAUUGCAGGUUUCAUCGUCUGCACGUCGAGCCUAUCGAACCGAACAAGACGCUUGCUCACUUCACAUGUCAGAAGAUGGCAUGUUUGAUGAUCAUACUGGCGAAACUCUUCUUCCACCACCAUAUGCGCCUAGGGAUAUGGGCAGACAUUUUGUAUAA
Molecule: messenger RNA, 1830 nt
Organism: Ustilago hordei
Lineage: Eukaryota; Fungi; Basidiomycota; Ustilaginomycetes; Ustilaginales; Ustilaginaceae
Exons: 1
Coding region: 1-1830 (609 amino acids)
Source: RefSeq, a predicted model, not a curated record